Messenger RNA from Papilio machaon (common yellow swallowtail), 2178 nucleotides. RefSeq names its product nucleolar protein 10 (gene l(2)34Fd). Bases 155 to 2149 code for a protein of 664 amino acids. The transcript is spliced from 10 exons. Gene Ontology annotation, biological process: maturation of SSU-rRNA from tricistronic rRNA transcript (SSU-rRNA, 5.8S rRNA, LSU-rRNA). NCBI's taxonomy places the organism in Eukaryota, Metazoa, Arthropoda, Insecta, Lepidoptera, Papilionidae. Gene Ontology annotation, cellular component: nucleus; small-subunit processome; 90S preribosome. Gene Ontology annotation, molecular function: protein binding. The record is from RefSeq and is a predicted model, not a curated record.
UGUCAUUAUGCCAUUGUUAUGUCAAUAUCAUGCUUGUUUUCCCUGAGUUUGUAAUUUGGUAACAUUUUCGUAAAAUGUGGUUGAUUUCUACAAUUUAAGUCUUUGCAAAUUUGAGCUUAAUGUCUUGCAGUUCCUAAACACCACAGUUAUCACAAUGCAAGUCUCAGAAAUUGAUAAUGUAAAAAUUUAUAACCUUAGCGCGGGGAAAUCUUUACCGGACUGGUUAUCAGAAAGAAAAAAGAGAGCAAUACUUAAGAAAAAUGUUGAUCUUAGAAGAAGAAUUGAACUUAUUCAAGAGUUUGAUAUGCCAGGCGUCAGUACAAGUAUUAGGGCAUCUGUAGAUGGACAGUACAUAAUGGCAACUGGAAUAUAUAAACCAAGAAUUAAAUGUUAUGAUGUAAAUAAUUUAUCACUCAAAUUUGAGAGAUGCUUGGACUCUGAAGUUGUCACAUUUGAAAUACUAAGUGAAGAUUAUACAAAGAUUGUAUUUUUACAAUGUGAUAGAUAUGUUGAGUUUCAUGUUGGACAUGGUAGGCACUAUCGGCUGAGAGUACCACAUUUUGGAAGAGACAUUGCUUACCACAAGCCUUCAUGUGAUCUAUUUGUUGUGGGAGCUUCAAAUGAAGUGUACAGGUUGAAUUUGGAAGUAGGACAAUUCAUGGCUCCUUAUGUUACUAAAGCCAAUGAAAUAAACACUUGUGCGGUAAAUGACGAGCAUGGCUUACUUGUGAUUGGCACAGAGAGUGGACAAGUGGAGGCGUGGGACCCACGUACUAAGUCAAGACAGGGCUUAUUAGAUUGUGCGUUACAUUGUUCAGAUGUUGGCAAUACAAGUUUACCUGCAAUAACAAAAUUGAAAUUCAAUGGUGCUUUACAACUAGGAGUUGGGUCAUCUUCAGGACAUGUCCUACUGUAUGACAUCAGGUCGAGUAAACCAUUGCUUGUGAAGGAUCACAUGAAUGAAAUACCCAUCAAGAAUAUUGAGUUCCAUAAACAAAUGAACUAUGUUUACUCUAUGGAUUCCUUAGUUUUGAAGAUAUGGGACGGCAAUACUGGUAAACAAUACACAAAUAUAGAAGCAUCAGCAGACUUCAAUGAUCUAUGUGUAAUACCAAACACUGGUUUAUGUAUGAUGGCGGUUGAAGAUCCAAAAAUGCAGAUAUACUAUGUUCCAUCACUAGGACCUGCUCCAAAAUGGUGUUCAUUCUUAGACAAUUUGACAGAAGAACUAGAAAGUUCUGCUGUACAGACGGUGUACGAUGAUUACAAAUUCAUCACUAAACAAGAACUGGAAUCAUUAGGUUUGGAUCAUCUUUUGGGUACCAACUUACUGCGGGCGUAUAUGCAUGGUUACUUUGUUGAUGCACGAUUGUACAAGAGAGCUAAAACGAUAGCAGAUCCGUUUGCCUUCGAAGAAUACAAGAAGCGUAAGAUAAGAGAAAAGAUUGAACUGGAGCGUCCGGCGAGACUUAAACUUGAUGACAAUCUGCCCAAAGUUAACAAAGAAUUGGCCUCGCGAUUACAAAAUGUUGAAAUUAAAAAGAAUAAACAAUCAAAUAAUUUGCUUAAAGAUAAUCGAUUUAAGGAACUGUUUGAGAAUCCCGAUUUUGAAGUAGAUAAGGAAGCAGAUGAAUAUCGUCUACUGAACCCGGUGCUGUCGCGACUGGACAAAAAGAACACAAAGAAAGUCAAACAAGUAAUGGCUGUAGAUGAGGUUGAACAUGUUGAAGAAGAAAAAGACUCUGAUAUUGAAUUGUAUCAAUCAAGUGAAGAAAGUUCUGAUGAUGAGAAAAUGUGGGCAAAAGAUAUGAAAAAACAACACAGACUUAUCAGAAACAAGAAACAAGAAGAAGAAAGAGACGAAGAGUCGCGAAACGAAAAGGUGUAUGAAUUUAGUAAUGCGCCUAAGCUCACUAAUAUUAGAAGCAUUACUAGAGUUAGUAAGACCAGUUUAGGGGAACGACUAACAAAAGAAGGUUUCACAACAAUGGUCACUGGAACUGGCGGAAAUAAAGAAAUGAAAUUCUCAAUGCGCGGGAAAAAGAAUGUUUCCGACAAUCAGAAAUCAAUGAAAAAACACUACGAAGAAAGGAAACAACUCGUCAGAAGAACAGGAUUUUUAUCUAAAAAGAAACUUCCUAGAAAAUAAAUCGAGUUAAAUAUAUUCUGUUAAUUUUA